AUGUUUUGCCCCCGGCAGUGACUGGAGAUCCAACCAGGAGGAUUCAUUGUGACGCCAGCAGGGUUUUCCCUUCUCUUUCUUCACUUUAAAAACAAUCCUUACUGGAAAUAAACUGCCCUGAUCGAAGGUCCUGUCAGCAGCAGCAGAUUCUCCUCCUCUCCUGCAGCCACCAUGAAAAUAGCAUCUUUCAACAUCCAGAAGUUUGGAAAAAACAAAGUGUCAGACCCAGAUAUCCUAAAUAUCCUGGUUAAGGUAACAACACACACACACACACACACUAUGACCUGCUUUUUUACAUGUAAAACAGUCGCGAAUGAUUCUGUAAAAAUCCUCCUGGAUGCACUCAACAAAUCCAACAGGACACAUCACUACACUCUGAAGAUCAGCAGUCGUCUGGGCCGAAAGCAGUACAAGGAGCAGUUCAUGUUCCUGUACAGGGAUGACAUGGUGGACUUCGUGGAAUCCUAUCAGUAUGACGACCAGAUGACUGAAAGUGGAGACGUUUUCGCUAGAGAUCCCUACAUCCUGCGAUUCAGAUGCCUCAACACAGUGCUGAAGGACCUAGUGAUGAUCCCAGUUCACACCAAACCAGACGACUCGGAGAAGGAGCUGGAUGAACUCUACGAUGUCUUCCAGGACGUCAAGAAGAAGUGGAGAACCGAUAACGUGAUGAUCCUGGGCGACUUCAAUGCGGACGGCCUGUACGUCUCCAAGAAGGAAAUGAAGGGCAUCCGUAUCCGUAGCGACAAGAACUUCCACUGGCUGAUUGGAGAUGAUGUCGACACCACGGCGAGCAACCGAAACGACCACACAUACGACAGGAUAGUGGUUUACGGAGACGACAUGCUCCAGGCUGUGGUACCAAACUCUGCCAAACCCUUCAACUUCCAGAAGGCCUAUGGACUCAGUGAGGAGCAGGCUCUGAAAGUGAGUGACCAUUAUCCUGUGGAGGUGGAGAUAAAGUCCAUAAAUAAGAAAGCGGAUGAAAAGGAUGGUCUGGAACAGAAGCAGCAGAUUGAGCCCCGGGGCCUCGUGGUCGUGGACGCGGAUCUGCUGGAGCUGAAGAGAGGAAACCUGCUGCUGGAGAGAGAGAAGCUCGGUCUGGAGAUCCAGAUUCUGCGGGCCAAGAUGACCAAGAUAAACCAGGAGUGAUUUUAAACUGAGGAGGCCGGAUCCAUCCAAAACACCCAACAGAAUAAUAAACUCCUAACUUAACUAAACCUUAACUUAACUAAAUCACCUACAGAGCCACUCUGUAGUUAAAGGUGAACCAGUGUUCAAGUUGCCCGUCACACCAGACACUGCGUGUUCACUGGACGCUGCAGAUGUUCUGGGUGCACACUUACCUCAGGAACCAUCCUGAUAUCUGGAUGACUGCUAUCCCUCGUCAAUAUGAACUAACACAACACUUUUCACUUCAGUGUUUUUAAUGUUUUGACUGAAUCAAGGUGCCACGUUGUCUGUCUUGUUUCCUCCAAGCUGCACUCAUGGUGAAAUAAAAUGUCUGCUGUUACACAAACUAAUUCUUGCAACAUUUAGGAGGAUCUAUUUGAAGAAAUUGAGUAUAUGUCCAACUGUGUUUUCAUAAUAUGAAUAAAAUAAGAAUCGUUGUGUUUUUGUUACCUUAAAAUGAGCCGUUUAUAUCCUGACAGACAUUUUGGGCCCUCCAUGGAGGCCAACGUGUUGAACUGCCAUGUUUCUACAGUUUCUCCCACACACUUGGAAGAGGAGGGUGAAGCAAGGGAGUCGCAAUCUGCAACUACACUGCUAGAUGCCACUAAGUCCUACACACUGGACCUUUAAAGCAGUACUGUGUUAUAUCGCGAGGUGUGACACCUCUCUAAACAUUAUAAGCAUUAUUAACGUAAGAAUUACUGUUGUAUUACUGUAUUACCUAAUAAACUGGAA
This is a messenger RNA of Morone saxatilis (striped sea-bass), 1908 nucleotides long. RefSeq names its product deoxyribonuclease-1-like. The record is from RefSeq and is a predicted model, not a curated record. Gene Ontology annotation, cellular component: nucleus. Gene Ontology annotation, molecular function: DNA nuclease activity. Lineage: Eukaryota; Metazoa; Chordata; Actinopteri; Moronidae. Gene Ontology annotation, biological process: DNA catabolic process.